Molecule: messenger RNA, 10202 nt
Organism: Leptidea sinapis
Lineage: Eukaryota; Metazoa; Arthropoda; Insecta; Lepidoptera; Pieridae
Gene: apolpp
Product: apolipophorins
Exons: 59
Coding region: 75-9962 (3295 amino acids)
Biological process (GO): lipid transport
Molecular function (GO): lipid carrier activity
Source: RefSeq, a predicted model, not a curated record
UUUGUCGUUCGGACGCGGUGGCGAUCGGGCGCAGUAUUAAAGAGACUGAUUAAGUGAAUCAAAUCCCCAGCAUUAUGGGGGGAAAUAGUUUAGGCUUUAGUGUUAUAUUACUGCUGACGGUUUUAUGGAGACCGGCUCUAUCAGAUAAAUGCUCAUUAGCGUGUAAAGGGUCUUCAUCAUCUCCUAGUUUUCUCAAUGGACACACAUACAAUUAUGGAGUAGAAGGUACUGUCUCGGUCUACCUCUCAGGAGCUGAGAGACAGGAGACGAAUGUGAAGAUCUUUGGUCAAGUGUCAGUCACGGCUUUGGGAAAUUGUGCGCAUUCUCUCAAAGUCACCGCAUUGGCAAUUUCUGGACCGGAUGGCAAGAAAUACCAAGCACCGAGGGGCAUCGAUAAGGUAGUGCGCUUCUCAUUGCAAGAUGGAAGAGUCGGUCCAGAAAUCUGUGCAGAAGAAGACGACAACCGUGCUUCUCUUAACAUCAAGAGGGCCAUUAUCUCAAUGCUGCAGACAGAACAGAAACCAUCAACACAGAUUGACGUAUUUGGCGUGUGCCCCACGGACGUGUCCUCGUCUCAAGAAGGAGGUUCAGUGCUGGUUCACAGGAGACGUGAUCUAUCACGCUGUGCCCACCGGGAACAAAACAAGAAUGAUCUCGUUACAGCCAUCUAUAACCCCACCGCUGAAAUCAAAAACACCCAAAUCCUACAAUCCAGCCUGACAGUAGAAUCAAAGGUGAACAAUGGUGUACCGGAGAAGGUAUCGGCAUCUGAAGAGUAUUUGUACCGGCCGUUCUCAGCUGGAGAAAAUGGUGCCAGAGCCUCCGUCAACACUAAGCUGACAUUGUCUGGAACAAAACAAGGCGGAGGAAAUGCGGGUAACUGCCCGGAGAGCCGCACUAUAAUGUUCGAGAUCCCGCACCGGGGUCGCGCGGAACACAGCAACUCUCAAACCGUACUGACUGCCGUUAAGGAAACCAGCAAGCAUCUAGGAACUGAAGCAGGAUCCAAAUCUGCGGGCGUCUUCGCGCAUCUUGUCAGGGUCAUGAGAGGUACGAACAAGGAAGAUUUAAUGAAGGUUUGGGGACAAGUAAAAGGCAACAACUUAGAAAAACGGGUGUUCCUGGAUGCUCUUCUCCGCACCGGCACAGGAUUCAGUAUUGAAGCAUCAGUCCAACUCCUCAAGAACAAACAGCUGAACCCGAUCGAGGAGAAGCUCGUCUUCCUCUCCCUGGGCAACGCUAACCAUGUCAGCAGUGAUACCGUCAAAUCUGCUACCACUUUGUUGGACAUGCCAAAUAUACCGAAGGAGGUGUAUCUGGGAGUCGGAGCUCUGGCCGGCGCUUAUUGCAAAGCUCAUGAAUGCCAUUCCUCCAAGACUGAAGGUAUCAUCGCCCUCAGCAAGAAGUUCGCGGCCAAGCUGCAAAACUGCAAGUCAAAAACCAAAACUGAAGAAGAUUAUGUAAUAGCAGUAUUAAAGGGUAUUCGAAACAUUCGCCACUUGGAGGACAGCUUAGUGGACAAACUGACUCAUUGUGCCAAUGAUAACGGAGUGAAAGCCAGGGUACGAGUUGCAGCCCUUGAAGCAUUCCAAGCUGAUCCAUGCUCAGCUAAAAUAAAGAAAACUGGAAUAGCCAUCAUGAAGAACCGGCAAAUCGACUCUGAGAUCAGGAUCAAAGCAUACCUGGCCGUGAUCGCGUGUCCAUGUGGAAAGUCUGCUAACGAGAUCAAGAGCUUACUGGACUCCGAGCCAGUUCAUCAAGUGGGUCGAUUCAUCACCACAUCGUUACGUCACAUUCGAGCCUCCAACAACCCUGACAAAGUGCUCGCCAGACAACACUACGGACAGAUCGGCACUCCAUCCAGAUUCAAAGUGGACGACAGAAAAUACUCCUUCUACCGUGAGUUCUCUUACAACAUUGACGCUCUCGGCGCUGGAGGUAGCUUAGAGGAGACUGUGAUCUACUCGCAAGACUCUUUCUUGCCAAGAUCUGUUAAUUUCAAUCUAACUGCCGAGGUGUUCGGCCAUAAUGUUAACAUAUUUGAGGUGGGUGGUCGUCAAGGAAACCUCGACCGUGUACUGGAACACUUUAUGGGCCCUAAGGGAAUGUUGCGCACACGCAAGCCACAAGAUAUCUACGAUGAGCUCAUGAAGAAAGGACAGGAGGCUUUAAAUAAAGUUGACGGCAGCCUGAGAGGCCGACGUUCCGUUAAGUCAGAAAUUGAUCACUUUGAUAAGCAAAUCAAAGCAGAAUCUACACCAUACAACAAUGAGCUGGACUUGGAUGUCUACUUGAAGUUGUUCGGUACCGAUGCAGUAUUCCUCUCUCUUGGAGAUGACCAGGGCUUCGACUUCAACAAAGCCCUUGAUCAACUUCUCAAGCUGGUUAACGAUGGAAUGAACAAGAUCAAGCAUUUCCAGCAAGAAGUACGAGCACAUAUGUUGUUCUUGGACGCUGAACUAUCCUACCCCACAUCGAUUGGUCUUCCACUUAAAUUAGACGUCGUGGGAGCAGCUACUGGUCGUGUUGAUUUCUCUACGAACAUUGACCUGAAACAACUCUUCAAAUCUCCAGAGAACGCUAAAGUAGAUAUCAAAGUUGUACCAAGUUAUGAUGUUGAGCUCACAAUGGUGAUGAUGGUUGAUGCCUAUUCAGUUGGAACUGGUUUGAAAGGAAUUCUGAACCUUCACUCAUCAACUGGAGCUCAUGUGAUUGCAAAGAGUGUUGAGAACGGUCAAGGUUUCGAUCUCCAAUUAGGCUUACCUGUUGAUAAACAAGAAAUACUAUCAGCUUCCAACGAGCUGGUAUUCUUCUCUGCUGAGCUUGGACAUCCAGAGAAGCAAACUCCAAUCAAAGUGGAUCUAGACAAGAAGGAAUACUCGGGAUGUUUUGAUCAAUUAUCUGGAAUGUUGGGGCUGACGUUGUGCGGAGAUUUCUCAGUACCAUUCACAUUCACAGGUCCUGAAGCUCAAGAAUCGAUUGCGAAAUUCUUAGCUAAGUACCCUGUAGUUGGACCAUCGAAGAUAAGGGUUGCUUUAGAAAAGAACGACCUACGAGGCUACCACAUCAAAGGAGUUCUGCGUAAUGAUAACAAUAAGGGCAGAAGCAGUUUUGAAUUACUCUUUGACGCUGAAGGUUCACAAAACAGACGCAGCCAAGUGUCUGGUGAAUACGUUAACAACCCUGAAGAGAGGACUAUUCUACUCAAUCUAGAAUCUCCAAUCAAAUCAGUCUUUGGUCAAAUCUCAGUAUUCACCAAACCAACCGAACAGGCUUUACUAGUCAAAGCUAAAAUGGAUCAAAUGCAAUACUAUGGAAAGAUUGGGUUCACUGCCCAAGGUAAUGACAGAAGAAAGAUUUGGAAGCCUGUAUUGGAAUAUGAAAUGCCAGAAAACGGAAAACAAAGUCUUAAAGUUGAAGGUCAACUUAUCCAAGAAACCAAUGGACCUGCUGUUAAAUACACACUUGAAGGAAUCAAGGUAAAUCUGCCUCAAAACAAUGAGGCUGUGAGUAUUGAAGGCCACUACAAGCGCGAGCCGAAAGCAAUCGAAAUGGACUUAAAGGCAAAGAAAGGCCAGCACAACUUGAUCUUCAGCGGUUCCUUAAGGGGCAGUGACGUCAAGCUCGACUUCCAAAACACCCUUAAUCCAUUUAUUAACUUCAAACUUAAUGGCCACUUUGAGAACACGAAGAACCUCAUACAUAACGAUGUAGACCUGUUCUACGGAGACAACCCUCGUAGUAAUGAGAAUAGAGUGACUUUCAAUCAGCUUCUCAAAUGGGCUGAUGCUUCAAAUGUCAUCACUAAGAACAAAUUUGAGAUCCACGCUGUGCCAUUAAAAUUACAAUUUGACUUAGAAUAUGACCCCAAAAAGGUUGAUCUUGAAGUACUAGCUCUGUAUGUUGAGAGGAAGUUCCAUUUUGAUCUCGAUGCUCGAACACACAUCAAGAAUGCUAAUGACUACAGAGUCAAACUGCAGACAAGUGCGGAUAAACAGAGCGUCGAAGUCUUCAUGAAGAGAGACAUCGUUUCGGCGGACAAAUCUAAUUUAGAAAAUUAUAUUGAGUUCAAAAAUAUGGGCAGAUACGAAUUAUCUGGUGUUGUAUUGCAUAGAAUGAAGGAAAAUGAUUUAAAUAUCGGUGCGGUUGGUCAUCUGAAGAUUGCUAGUUCUAAUUUGAAAGAAGAUAUCAACUUUGAUGUCGGCGUCAUCGACAAUGUUAACCUCUUUUCAUCGCACGCAAAUGUGGCUAAAGGAAAAGACAAUGUUCUGGUUGAUUUCCUUGCUAAAAUAAAUCGGGGUGCAAACCCAUCUGGUCAACUGAAGUUUAAUCUUAAAGACACAAUCAGUGCUAAUGGACAGUAUCAGGUGGCAGAUAGCAAUGGAAAAGGCAAUGGCGCCGUUAUUGUUGAAUUCAAGAAGGCUCAACGAAAAAUUAAGAGUGAUGUGACAUUCGUUGCCAAGGAACCAGUUUUUAACGGUGAUUUUACAAUUUACCUCAAUUUUGAAAAAGAUAACAAUGAUAAAAUUCAUUUCAUCACAAACAACAAGAAGACAGAGAAACUUAUCGAAUCAAAGAACAAAUUGGAAUACGCUGGUAAGACUUCUGAACUCAACAUAAACGCUGAUGAGCCCUCGAACUUUGAGAAAGCAUCCGGCAGCGUAGAACUAGUCUUGCCUACUGAAAGAUGUCUCUCUGUUAAAUUUAACAGAGGCGUUGUAGCUAAGAAUGGUUUGUUUAAUGGAAAAGACGAAGUAAUCUUAUCCGAUUCGCCUAAACGAGGCAGUCCAGCUUCAACUAUCACUGUAAAAGCCAAAAUAACUGACACUGAUUUCGAUGAGAAGUUCGACAUUGACGGAUCUGUUGAAAUCAAAAUCAAGGAUGGCAAAGAUUUGAUUGGUAAUUUCGCAUUCAAGAACGCACCUAAUGGAGAUAAAUAUGAUGCAUCUUUCAAGGCUGAUGUGUCAGGUAGCAUGGUGCCUAAACGUGCAGUAAUAGACUUUACCACCACAUACGUAGACCAGGUGAUUCUGAAUAAUGACAAGAGCCACCUGAAGGCGAGCUACGGAGACGAUCUGUUCACAGAACUAGUCGGGACUUGGGUCAGCCACUUCCCAACGAACGGUGAAAAGAAGUAUUUGAAUGAUGUCACAUGGACGCUUAGGCUUCCACUCGAGACUGCCCACGACAUCAAGUGGGUGUCAACGAUGCUCUACCUGCACCCUGAGAACAAGGAACAAGAGGUAACAUUGAUUGAGUCACUGCAAAUAAACGGAGACUUGUACAAGAUUGAUGGCAGUGGUAAAUUUGACAACACGGGUGGUAACACCAAGUUGAAGGUGAUAGUCCCGCACAAUGACCCACUCAUAUUCGAUGUUGGCUACAAAGCAGAUUUUGAAGGAGAAAUAAAGACUGGAGAGGUAGACUUAAAGGCGCAGUAUGGCAAGGGAAAGAGUGCGGAACUAUCGUUGAAAGGAACCGGAUCUCAACGCCAGUAUGAGAUGAAAGUGUUCGCCAACGCACCACAGAAUGAAAAGUUCAAGAAAAUCGACUUACAUCUACGUACAGAGAGCUCUGAGCCCAGCACUUACAACAGCUGGUUGGUAGUUGACUUAGAUGGUCGUGUGUACAAAUCUGAAAACGUCAUGGUUCUGAUAUAUUCGUCACCGAUGUUCGACUUCAAGUACACCAGCCCAGCAUCCCCGAAGAUCACCAGAAUAUAUUUGAAAGGAACAGGUGUAAGAAGUAAGCACAGCCGUGUUGAACUUAAGAUGCUCAACUUCCGGAAAUUAGAUCUGGACGUAGCGUUUGAAGUUGGAUUCGAAAAGGACUUGUUCGUGAAAUUCGAAGGAAACUCGGAAAAUUUGGGCUUGAAAAAUUACAAGAUAGAUAUCAAUACUAAGGAUUCAGGAAGUGGAAAACGUCUUGAAUUUGAAGCUGUCAACGAUGGCAAAAACGUUGUCAGCGGAAGUACAUCCUUUAUCAAAAAGGAAGAAGAUACAAAGGUCAUCAUCGAAGGAUCGGGUACUCUGAAAGUCCGUGACACCCAGAAGCCAGCCAAUUUCAAAUUCAUUAGAACUAUCCUUACUGAAGGCGCAGAACAAGGAAUGGAGACGUUCAUCAAUAUUGCUGUUGGUGAGAGUAACCACGUUGCUGAGUCAAGAAUCACCAACCUGGAGUACAAGAGCUCUUAUGUGUACUGCGAAGAGAAGAAGCAGUGCGCCCACGCCGAGCUACACUCCAAGUUGAACAUGAACCAGCCUGGCGUCCUUCAACACGUAUUCAACGUCGGCUUCGACCUCCGCAAGCUCGGCUUUGCAACAGAGUUCGGUCUAGAAGCCACGCAUGAGGUCUCCGACAAGUCACUGCCCCAAUACCUGCUCAAUCUCCAUGUCAACCGGGAAACUGACAAAAUUCACCUUAAUAUGUACAGCAAGCCUGUACCUGGCAAAUUCCCAGCUGGUCUUACAAUCGCACUUGCAAAACGCGUGGUUGCCAUUGAAACACAACUUGUAUACCCCACUGAUAAGACAUUACCGUUCCCCAUAAGCGGAGAGGUGAAGCUGUUUGCUGACAAGAACAAACCCGAUACUAAGACUGCUGCUCGGUUCAUGGUAGACUUAAUCACUAGCGACAAGAGUGUACAAGGUGUAGCUGAGGUUGGAUUUAGCCAUCCCAAAUUGAGAAAGGAAGCUUUGGCUCGCGCCAAGGCUGAGUUCGAGCGACCCAGCGAAAGCUCUGUGAAAAUGUCAACACUUGCUCUUAUUUCCCACCCUAUUCUUGGACAAGAUCGUAAAGCUGCAUUUGAUUUCGAAGGCAGUCCAACUCACGUUAAGAUUAUGAUUGAGUCACCAAUAGUGAAAGUGUUAGAGCUUGAAGGAUCGACAGUCAUGAAGGAGAACCUACAACAAGCCGAUGUCCGUUUCAAGCUGCUAGAUGGCAAACCUGUGACAAUGUACGCGGUUGUGAAAGACUUCGCAUACUAUGAAUUCACUACAGGAUAUAGUGAUGAGCAAGAACGCAAGCUGUCUAUUAUCGGACAUUUGGACCCUGAGAAGCGAGUAGACGUUUCAGUUGACAUCGUACUACCAGGAACCAAGAAGAACAUCAUCCACGGAGCCGUCUUCUUACAAGAUAGUCUCAUCAAAUCGGAUUACGGAAUGUCUAAGGAUAACUACAACCACUUCUUUAAUGCCUUCCAAACGGAUGUUAAUAAUCUCUUCACCAAAAUUAAUCAGUUGGGUGAGAAAAACAGCAACGAAUUGAAACAGAUCCUCAAACGUGUUGAACCGAAGUUAAAUGAGUUGGAACAGGCAUACAGAGACGACAUCCAGAAGAUCAUUCAAGAGAUAACUGAUGACAAGACUAUCAAAGAACUCUCGGACGCAUUACAUACAAUUGUACAAGUCAUUGCUAAAAUAAUCGACGAUGUAGUGACGACAACCAAGCCUAUUGUAGACAAAUUUAUUGGAGCCUUUGCAGAUGUCUCUAAAAAGAUAUGCGAAAUGUAUGAGAAACAGAUCGAGCCCCAAUUGAAACAGUUGUACGAGAACUUAGCGACAGCUAUCCAACAAUACUUGAACGGUGUCAUUGAUGCCGUGGCACACAUCUCUGCAUUAGCUAUUGACUUCUUUGAGAAACAUAAGCCGGAAUUACAAGAGCUGCUCAACACGAUUACUGAAAUCUUUAGAGAUAUAACUCGCAUUAUCUUAGCCCAGAUCAAGGAAUGGCGCAUACGGUCAUCACAAAUAUUCUCUGAGAUUUCACAACAGAUCAAGGACAUGCCUCUGAUAGCCAUGAUCAAAGAAAAGUGGUCAGAGCUGGCGAUACCCGAACAGGCACUGGUGAUCCUCUACGAUGCCCAACAAGCUAUCCGGCCCCUGCUUCCAACUGAAGAGCUCAGAGAAUUCACAGAUGCCCUGUUCCAAUACAUCACAGUGAAAGUACGUCAAGAGAAGAUCGAUGAACAAGCUGAGCUGAAGAAGGUCUACGAGAAACUUGUAACAGCCGUUACGUCUGUACUUCAGUUUGUAAGAACCAAUCUCAACCAACUGGGAAUCACAUCUGUGCCAAUAUUUGCAAUGCCAUCAUUAUCAAACCCGGGUGCGCUAGCGUUACCAAGUUUUGGUGGGUCAGUCGCUUGGAGCUGGGUGACUCAACUGAUUCAAGGAGAUAUUCCCAACCCACUUGCUCUUUUCAACGCCUACCGACCACGCUCUUUGAAUCCAUAUGAUGAAAUACCACCUCAACUUCGUGCUGUGGUUGUCAAUGGACAGCACAUCUUCACAUUCGACGGUCGUCACCUGACCUUCCCUGGCACGUGCCGGUACAUCCUUGCCCACGACCACGUCGACAGGAACUUCACACUGGCCAUGCAGAUGCAGAACGGCAACCCCAAGGCUUUAGUGCUUGAAGAUAAGAACGGUGUUAUCAUUGAGCUCAAGGAUAAUGGACAGGCAGCUUUGAACAGUGCCAACCACGGCUUCCCAAUCAUUGAACAAGAUUCGUUUGCAUUCAAACAAGCAAACGGAAGAAUUGGACUUGGCACACAGUAUGGACUGAUGGCAUUAUGUACCAGCAAACUUGAGGUGUGUUACAUUGAAGUGAACGGUUUCUAUUUGGGCAAACUUCGUGGUCUUCUGGGAGAUGGUAACAAUGAGCCUUACGAUGACUUCAGACUACCAAAUGGAAAGAUUGUAACAUCUGAGAGCGACUUCGGCAACGCUUAUCGUUUCACUGCCAGCUGCGCCGCGGUGAAGACUCCUGAGCACUCUCACCAUCAGAUGCACAUGGCACUCCCACCCGCCUGCGAGGCCGUCUUCGGAGGCAGCUCACCUCUUAGACCGCUCUCAUUGUUGCUUGAUGUAUCUCCAUUCAGACAAGCCUGUAUUCACGCCGCAUCGGGUGAAGGCGAGGAAGCUCUCCACCAAGCUUGUGACCUAGGACGAGGCUACGCUGCCCUGGCCCUCACUGGCCUCCUGCCGGCGGUGCUGCCUCCUAACUGCGUGAGGUGCACGGAUGGAGACAAACCUCAAGAAGUGGGUGACACUUACGAAAUCAAACUGCCCGCCAAGCAAGCUGAUAUCAUUGUCGGAGUUGAGGUUACCAAGGCAAAUGAAAAGAACUACAAGGAACUAGUUGUACCGCUGGUAUCGCAGGUGAUUGAUGGUCUGAAGGCCAAGCGGAUCUCCGACAUCAAGGUGUACCUGGUCGGCAUCACCUCUAAAUACCCCUACCCCAUCCUCUACGACACUGACUUGAAACUGCAAAAGGCAAAAGUACAGUUUGACGACGAAAGCAGAUACGAGAACUUUAAGAAAUUCAAGGUGAUCACCGGCAUUGAAAGGCUGAACUGGUUGCAGGAAGUUGUCAUUGAUGUCGUUGAUGCACUUUCUAUUAAAUUGGGUGCCACAAACGUGAUGGCUUCAUACUACUCAAUCAUGGACCUGCCACUCCGACCGGGCGCCGUGAAACACUUCAUCAGCUCCAUUGGCGGACAAUGCAUUCCGCAAUUCUUCUUUGUUGAAUCUAUACGUACAUUAUCUAACAAGUUAUGGAUGAGAAACAACGCAUACAGUGUCUCGUUGGUCGCCGACACCAACACUUUCGCGCCAAUCAAUGGAAAACCUGUCGUUGGUUUCUCCAAAACCGGUGUAUUGCUGCUGGGUGAUAAAAAACAGAAAGACACGGAGACACAGAGAGCCAGCCUCGAUGUUGGUGACAACAAUGGAUGCAUCAACUACUCACAAGAGACCGAUGGCUACACGUUCUCCGCAAGCGUUUACAGCGGGCUGAACGCCGGGCAGCGGAAGCAGUUCUUGCAGACGGCAGCCGCAUCCAUCACCAGCCGCAUGCUGCAGUACAGCUCCGUGCAGCAGUGCACCUGCACCUACGUCGACCCCUUCCGCGUGCGCUCCGUUUGUGUCGCCAAGGACAGGAAGGAGUUGGCUAAGAGGAAGUAAGAAUAAGUCAACACAUUAAUUAAUUAUAAAAUACUCCUAGUUAUGUGAAGAGACCCUAACUUCAGAGCAUGACGGUGCUUACAUAACAUGGAAGGACCAGCCGUAUUAUAUUCUCAAUACUAACUACGCUCUAUUUUUAUAAUUUACUAUUAAUUAAUUGUAUAUAGGGUCUUUAUUUAUGCCAAAGUUUUGUUUCAUAAGUUAAUUUCGCUUGUAUUAAAAUGAAGUAUGUUAUUAAAA